GCGUUUCCAUACCAAGGCACUGUUUGGUGAACUGCCACCUUUAUUAACUGCCGUGAAGAUCUGCCGGGAAAUGCCUACCAAAUAAUUGAUAACCAGCACCACAAUUUGUCAACUCAAACGCAUCGAGCUUCGAGGCGCUACGAUGGCCGAAAACGUGAAAGUGGUUGUUCGGUGCCGACCGAUGAACAAACGUGAGCAGCAAUCGUGUUGUAAGAGUGUUAUUCAAAUCGAUAAUGCCGCGGUUAACUUGGACAAUCCAAAUGAUCGCAACGCACCGCAGAAAUCGUUUCAGUUCGACAAUGCGUAUGGUUAUGCUGCAACAACGGAAAACAUCUACAGCGACAUAUGUUAUUCACUCGUUGAGAGUGUUCUUGAGGGAUAUAAUGCCACUAUUUUCGCUUACGGACAAACGGGUUGCGGCAAAUCGCACACAAUGCAGGGAACCACUUACAACAUGUCGGCAGCCGAUCCUAAUAAUGCCAACAAUAUCGGUAUCAUACCCCGAUCCUUUGAGCAUAUUUUUGAAGCAAUAUCGCUGGCCAACGAGGUGCGCUAUCUGGUGCUGGUUAGUUAUCUGGAAAUUUAUAACGAAACGAUACGGGAUCUACUGCAACCAGCACAAUCAUCGCCAUCGGGUACGGGUACGGCGAGUAGUUUGCCGAUCAAGGAAGUGCCGGGAGAAGGCGUUAUGGUUCAGAAUCUAUCCCUCCAUGCUGUCCACGGAAUGAAGGAGUGCAUUGAGCUGCUAGAGUUGGGCGCUAAAAAUCGAAUGGUUGGAGCGACACUCAUGAACAUCGAAAGCUCCCGUUCGCACUCGAUCUUCACCAUCAGCCUGGAGCAGAUGUCGACCAGCGUUACGGGUACCGAGGGAGCCGCAAUCAAGCGUGGCAAACUGAACCUAGUCGAUCUGGCCGGCUCCGAACGGCAGAGUAAAACCGGUGCUACAGGUGACCGGUUGAAGGAGGCGACGAAAAUUAAUCUUUCCCUUUCCGCCCUUGGCAACGUGAUAUCGGCACUAGUAGAUGGAAAAACCAAACACAUUCCUUACCGGGACUCGAAGCUGACGCGCCUUUUGCAGGAUUCGCUGGGCGGCAACACGAAAACCCUGAUGAUCGCUUGCAUCUCUCCGGCAGAUUACAAUUACGAUGAGACACUUUCUACGCUGCGGUACGCAAGUCGUGCCAAGAAUAUCGCAAAUAAACCACGCGUCAACGAGGAUCCAAAGGAUACGAUGCUGCGCGAGUAUCAACAGGAGAUCAUGCGCUUGAAGGAGCUCCUGAAGGAAACGCCAUACAGUCCCACGGAGAAUGGUUUCAGUGAGGCAAGGUUCGACGAGGAGAAACAAUCUUUAAAGGUACAAUACGAUCAGGAGGUAACGCGGCUAAGGCAAGAGUAUGAACAACAGAAGAUCGCCAAACAGGAACUGGUGAAAGAUAUUGAAAAGAUCAAAUCAUACUACGAGCAGCAGAUGCAACACCUUACAUCGAAAAAGUUGGUCGAGGCAUCGGAAAACAGGGAACCAACGAAUGGUAUUUCUAGUGGUAAUCGCAAGGAGAUCUACGAACGCAUAAAGCAGAUCAAAGAUGCUCUCGUAGGAGGCGAGCGAGCGAACGACAUUCAGCUGAAAGAGAAGCGUUACCGCAAUAAGCGCGCAUCGGAGAAGAGAAUCAACGCACUGGCACAAGCAUUGGGCAAGAUCGAGCAAACCGAAGAUCGCGAUUUGCUACAGGGUCAUUACACCGACACGCAGCAGGAGCUGAAGAAGCGCUACGAUCAGAUAAGAGCACUUCGCAAACGCACCAAAGCCCUCGAACAAGAAGUAUCCGACAUUGAAGGAGAGUUUCAGCGCGAACGGGAUGAUUAUCUUGCCACCAUUCGACUACUGGAGAAGAAGAUUCUGUUCUACGAAGCCGUAUUCCACAAAGCCAUGCCAGUCCUGAGGAAGGACGGACGGUACUGGAAUCUGGAGUCCUUGGAAAAGGAGUCCGAAUGGAGUGACGAUCUGCGUAAGUGGCGUUUACCGGAUGAUGCAUUAUUGCGCCUGCGAUUACCACCGGCCGAAUCGCCACCGCCCGAGGAAGCCCCCCCGGGUAAGGGGUCUGGUCGGGAAAGUCAAACCUCGCUCACGGCACCCGGGCGAUUGGAGCGGAGCUCAACGAUGAUCCUUGCCAAAUUGCCACAGUUUGAUCGGGGAACUCACACGCUACCACGACCUGAAGACCAACCGUUACCAGUACCACCGCGGAAGGAAUUUCUCAGCAAAAGCACCAACUCGAAUCCAUUUCCGAAGAUUGAAGAUGUGGCGCUGGCUUACUUUCGACCGCGCCGUGCUGCCGAACUGGUGUAUAAAAGUGGCUGGCGUACUAUUCAGAAGUGAUGUUUCGAUAGCCUUCAUUUUGAAGUCGCUACACUUUUUAACAAUGUUAAAUGAUAUUUAUUUUAUAACAAAUAUUAUCGUUCCCAAAAC
This is a messenger RNA of Anopheles aquasalis, 2467 nucleotides long. It is a transcript of the gene Kif3C, whose product is annotated as Kinesin family member 3C. Gene Ontology annotation, biological process: microtubule-based movement. Gene Ontology annotation, molecular function: ATP binding; microtubule binding; microtubule motor activity. The record is from RefSeq and is a predicted model, not a curated record. Lineage: Eukaryota; Metazoa; Arthropoda; Insecta; Diptera; Culicidae.